Messenger RNA from Ictalurus furcatus (blue catfish), 6112 nucleotides. Its product is annotated as GRIP and coiled-coil domain-containing protein 2. Gene Ontology annotation, biological process: late endosome to Golgi transport. The transcript has 23 exons. Gene Ontology annotation, cellular component: Golgi apparatus. Lineage: Eukaryota; Metazoa; Chordata; Actinopteri; Siluriformes; Ictaluridae. The record is from RefSeq and is a predicted model, not a curated record. The coding region runs from base 153 to 5726 and encodes 1857 amino acids.
GAAAGCGGAAAUAAAGACACUCUGCUUGCUGUUUUGCUUUUACGUGAAGCUUAGUGUUUGGCCAAAAAAAUACAGAUCUACCGUCUAGUGAAUGUUAUUAAUAUAAAAAUUAAAUAUUAGACUGUGGCUAGUUUAACUCGUGGGGUGUCGAUAUGGAGAAGGAACCGGAUGUGGAGUGUGGCAGCUCCUCAUGUAUGGGCAAUGGGAAAUCUAAGCUGGACACAUUGUCUAAAGACGACCUCAUUAAAUUUGCAAAGAAGCAGAUGGGUGCAAUGCAGAAAUUAAAGUCUAAGUGUGCAGAUUUAGAAGAGAAAGUUGGAGCACUGAAGGCUCUUCAAGGUGCACCUUCCAAUGAUUCUGUAAUACAGGAGCUGACUGAGAGAAUGGAUGCUGUAUUGCUUGAGAAAGCAGAGACUCAACAGAUGCUUGUGUUAAUGCGCAAAGAAAAUGAAACGCUGAGAAACCAAAGAGAAGAUUCAAUGGAGAAGAUGGCUGCUCUCCAGCAGAAACUGGAUCAUGUUGAAAAGAACCACGCUGAAAAGAUCAAACUAAUGGAAGUACAGUUUGAAACCUCAGAAACAAAAUACAAAGAAGAAUUGGAGUUUUUAAAAAAAAUAACAAGGGAAAAUGAAGAAAUCCAAAGACAUAAACUUCAGGAAGACUUUAAUUCUAAAAUGGAAACAAUUAAUCAAGAAUAUGAGAGAAAGAUAUCUGACUUGGAGCAGAAUCUGGAAUUGGCUAAAAAAGAAUGGAUCACUGAGAAAGAAACUCUUAAGGAAACUCACCAGAUAUCUCUCCAAAAAACCCAAGAAGAAAUUGACCAUUUUCAGGAGAUGAUUUCAAGGCUGAACAGGCAGUAUGAAGAUGAGGUCAGUUAUCUGGAAGAACAGCUUGAAAUCAACGCUGCACAGUUCGAUAUGGAGAGGGAGAGGCUGUUGCUGGUCCAGGAAGAGCUAUCAGAGCAAAUAGCACUUAAAGAGAGCUACCUCCAAGAUGUUCAAGAGGAAGAAGAAGACCUCAACAGAAGGACCCAAAAGCCAUCAGAAUUGAUUAAGGCAUUGGAUUCCUCAGUAGUAGAAGACCCAGAGAAUGAAAUGGACAAAUUGAGAUUAGAAUUUGCAGAUUUACAGUCACAAAACACAAUGCUUAAAGAGGAGCUCACCUUUCUCACUAAUGUGAAGACUGCACUUGAGGGUGAUUUGAAACAUUUAAAGAAGGAGUUCAGAAUGGAAAGGGAAGAGCUGGAGUUCAAGAUUAAUGAAUUGCAAAUGACUAAAGAGGAAGCCGAGGUUUGCCCUGAAAAGGAGGUUAAUUUCAUGAACGUAGUAGAAACUAUCCGUCUCGAAGAACAUAAUCAGAUUCUUAAAGAAUUAAAAGAGUUACACAAUGCAGAAAUGAAAGAACUAGAGGCUCAUCUUAUUUCCAAUAAAGAACGUGAAAAAGAAGUGAUUGUUCAAGAGGCACAAGAUCUGCAAAACACAUUUAAAGUUCUUUCUGAGGAGAAACAAGCUAUUGCCAGUGAAUAUGAGCACACAAAAGAAAUUCUGAGAAACAUUGAGAUGGAGCUUGGAGACAGAACAUUUGAGUUUGUAAAGAAAUACAAUACCAUGAAGGAGCAGGCAGCAAAUUCAGUUCAAGAGUUAGAGGAAAAGCUCAGGGAGAAGGAUAGUAUUAUAGAGAAACUAAAGUGCUUCGAGCAAACACAGGAUAAUUCAGAGCAAAAACUGCAGCACAAGGAAGACAUUGUACCAGAAGACAAAGAAGUCCACAAGUUCAUGAUGUCAGACAAAGAGAAUAUGGUGACACUUAAAGAAAUAUUAAUAUACAUAGACAAAAUACGAUUUGAAUGUAAGGAUGGAGGUAUGGACACUGCCCAGAUCACACUUCAGAAGUUGGAGGACUUGGCAAUGACUUUGGAAGUUGCCCUGGAUGAGAAGAAAAGUCUGAGGAAUUGUAUAGAUAAGUUGGAGAGCCAGCUCUCUUUCUCAGGUCAUGAAAAAGAUCAAGAGGUCAAGAAUUGCAAUACUUCAGUAGAGGACUUGGCUGUGUCAAAUAAGGAAAUGGCUGAACUACAGAAAGAUCACCAGUCUGCAUUACAAGAGCGGGAUGCUCUAAGAAAGGAUCUGGAGACUAGUGAAGAAAAACUUUUUGAGGCACAGAAGCAAAUCUGUUAUAUACUUGCUCAGAACUAUUCUGCCAAAAUAGAUGAAGAGGAAGACAUCUCUGUACUGCUGAACCAUCUUCUAUCCAGAGUUGAAGAAGAUAAAACGACUUGUAUUGCAUCUAAUGAAGAAAAGGCUAAACUGCAAAAAGACCUGCAAGCGGUGUCUGACGAGAGGAAUGAGCUAAAGAAGAUUAUUGAAACUAGUGAAAGAAAACUUUCUGAUACACAAAGACAUGUCUGUGAAAUACUGGAGCAGCACUACUCUGUGAAAAUAGACUCGGAGGAAGACAUCUCUGUACUGCUGAACCAACUUCUGUCUAGCAUUCACGAGGAAAAAAAGAGUUACAUUAUGUUAAAUGAGGAAAAGAUGAAACAACAAAGAGACCUGGUGAUUGUGGUUGAAGAAAGGGAGGAUCUAAAGAGGUGUAUGGAAACCCGUGAAAGAAAUCUUUCUGAUGCACGGAGGAACAUCUGUCAAAUGCUGGAGCAAAACUACUCUGUGAAAAUAGACUCGGAGGAAGACAUCUCUGUACUGCUGAACCAACUUCUGUCUAGCAUUCAGGAGGAAAAAAAGAGUUGCAUUAUGUUAAAUGAGGAAAAGAUGAAACAACAAAGAGACCUGGUGAUUGUGGUUGAAGAAAGGGAGGAUCUAAAGAGGUGUAUGGAAACCCUUGAAAGAAAUCUUUCUGAUGCACGGAGGAACAUCUGUCAAAUGCUGGAGCAAAACUACUCUGUGAAAAUAGACUCGGAGGAAGACAUCUCUGUACUGCUGAACCAACUUCUGUCUAGCAUUCAGGAGGAAAAAAAGAGUUGCAUUAUGUUAAAUGAGGAAAAGAUGAAACAACAAAGAGACCUGGUGAUUGUGGUUGAAGAAAGGGAGGAUCUAAAGAGGUGUAUGGAAACCCUUGAAAGAAAUCUUUCUGAUGCACGGAGGAAUGUCUGUGAAAUACUGGAGCAAAACUACUCUGAGAACACAAAUGAAGAAGAGGACAUCCCUGUAUUGCUGAAGCAUCUCCAGUCAAGAGUUCAGGAAGAAAAACUGAUAUUAACCCAGCAGCUGGAUGAAAAAACAGUACAGUUGUCACAGCUGAACCAGCAAGCUGAGCUCAGUGAUGAUGGGAACCUACAAGUUCAAUCAGAUACUGAAAAUUUGCAAAGGGACCAAAAUGAGCAGGUUGAAAUAACAGGGAGGUUGGUGGGCCAAGAACAUGAAGAACCUGCAGUUGAAGGUGGUGCUCAGGAAACUGAUGACAUGAAACGGCUCCAACAGAAGUUAAGUGAAAAAGAGUCUAUAGUAGCCCAUCUAAAGGAAGAAAUUUCCCUUUUACAGGAAUCCAAACUAUCUGCAUUCAAUGAGAAUAUGAGGCAAAUGGAAUCUUUAGAAAAAGAAAACAAAGAGAAAGAAGAACGUUUGAAUAAAUUCAAAGCUGUAGCUGUGAAAGCAAGGAAGGAACUGGACAACAGCAAAAAAGAGGCAUCUAGACUAAAAGAAGAAUUGGAGGCUUUGAAAUCUGAAAGAGACAAAAUGUCAGACUCUAUGAAGGCCAUCAUCCAUGGUGCAGAGGCCUAUAAGAAUCUUAUGAUCGAUUAUGACAAGCAAACUGAGCUGUUGGAUCAAGAAAAAGAUAAACUGGAAGCAUCAGAAAAACUGGUUGGUGACUUGACCAAACGUCUACAUGUUGCUGUUGAACAGCAUAAGCAACUUUCUACUGAGAGAGAAGAUCUGAUGGCUCAUAUGGAGACUCUCCAAAGUAAUGUUCGACAGCUGGAAGCACAGGCUCUUGAGAUGCACAAACUCAAAUCUUCAGUUGAGAGAGACUUGGAAGCAGAAAGGCUUUUAAAAGAGCAAAAAACAAAGGAGCAUGCAUGUGCUGUGAAGGAAGUUGAGGAACUCCACACUGUGCUACAGAAACAGAAACAACAGUUGCAGCAGACAGAGCAUGAGUUGGAACAGCUUAGGAAGGAUGCCCAGCAGAGCACUUUGUUGGACAUGGAGAUGGCGGAUUAUGAGCGGCUGGUCAGAGAGCUCAACCUGCAGAUCUCUGACAAGGACAGACUGCUGGAAGAGCAGGAAAGACAAACACAAGCUCAGAGAGAGAGGGAGGAGAAACUGAACCAGGAAAUAGAGUCUUUAAAGUCACUUGUGGACAUUGGAGAGGAGAAGACCGCAAAGGUUAAGCAGCUGCUGGUGAAAGCUAAGAAGGAUUUGGCAGAUGCCAAGAAAGAAGAAGCAUCUCAAAAGAUCCUGCAGUCUUCUCUGAAAGGGGAAUUAGAGGCCAUUCAACAACAGCUGGAGAGUUACAAGAUUCAGUGUAGUGAACUGACUGUAGAUCGGCACAGGCUUCAGGAGCAGCUAAAGUCAGUGAGUGAUCAACAUCAGAAGUCAGUCACUGCCUACCAGCACCAAGUGACAACUUUACAGAAUGAUCUGAGCUCUUCAAAGGCUGAAUUUGAGUCCACAAAGUCCGACUUUGAUAGCUACAAGGUGCGAGUACACAAUGUGCUCAAGCAGCAGAAAACUAAGAGCUCUACUGAAAGCAAUGGUGAUUUUUCCAAACAGGACAGGGAGAACAUGGAGUCCAUGCUGGAGCAGUUGAGGUCCAAACUGCAAGAAAGUCAACUUAAUGCACAGAGCUGCAAUGCAGAGCUGCAGCAGCUUCAGACUGAAUAUGACACACUUUUGGAGCGUCACAACAAAAUGUUGCAGCAGACCAUCACCAAAGAGGCUGAACUGAGAGAGAGGUUACUGUCAUUGCAUUCAGAGAAUGUAGCACUAAAAUCGGAGCACAGCCAGUCAGUAAUGCAGCUAACGGCACAAACAGAAACAUUACGUAGUAGCUUCCGGGAGCAGCUGCACCACUUGCAGGAUGAACAUCGCAGCACGGUAGAAACCCUGCAGCACCAGAUCAACAGGCUGGAGACCCAGCUUUUCCAGCUGCAAAAGGAGCCUGCCACCUCUGCUGCUCAGCAGCAGAGCAAGAAGCCACAGUCAGACAAGAAGCUUGCAGAUCUGCCUCUGCUUGAGUUGAACAUGGCACGAGAGGAAGGUGAGGGAAUGGAGACAACAGAAACUGAGUCUGUCUCCACAGCAGGGACUCCUCCACCCAGUCUCGAGCAGCUCCUCACUUCACCCGACCCAAAACAUGAGCCCUUUGUGUGGCAGGUGGAGCCCACAAAGGAGGAGCUAACUAACAAACUGAAUACAGCCACUCGCAGCAUGGAACACAUGAACAGCCUGUUACAUGAGAGUGAAGCCACCAACGCCAUCCUCAUGGAACAGAUCAAUCUCUUGAAGAGUGAGAUGCGUCGUCUGGAGAGGAAUCAGGAGCGAGAGAAAUCAGUUGCAAACCUGGAGUAUCUGAAAAACGUGUUGCUGCAGUUUAUCUUCCUUCAUGCUGGCAGUGAGAAGCAGGCGCUGCUGCCUGUCAUACACACAAUGCUGCAACUCAGCCCGGAAGAGAAGAACAAACUUUCCGCAAUUGCGCACGGUGAAGAAGAGGCUGCAGCAUCGAGAGGAUCUGGUUGGACUUCAUAUCUCCACAGUUGGUCUGGGAUCAGAUAAGAACUGCAUACCUCAAGUAUCCACAGUAUCCAGAAAUGUCUGUAUGAUUCUUUAAUAAAAAACAUAAGUAGUCCUCUGUAUUUUUUUUAAAGAAUAUUUUAUUAUUCUUGUGAAGACAGUAUGGAGUUGACUUGUGUAGCAUAAAAUCAACAGCUCACAUUUUUUGUAAACACCUUCGAAUCAGCUUUCCCUGUUAUAUGUGAAGUGACUUUUCAACCAAAAUAUUAAUAUAUAAUAUAUAAUAAAAAUACUAAGGGUUCAAUGAUUAUAGAUAACCAAACAUAUCAAAAGUUGUUAAAGAUUAUAUUGAAAUGUUGAAACUUUGUCAUUAUAAAUCUACUAUAUCAUCUUGUAACUGUAAUCAACAAUAAAUUGUGUCAUGUCAA